CGAGUCCUGUGUGAAAUUGCCGAGACGGGAGGGGGCCGAGCGGGAAACCGGCGCGUCUCCCCUUGUUGAGCCCACGGACUUCGACAGCCAUUCAAUGCUCCACCAAACGCUCACCCCUUCCUCCUUGCCCCCCUCCGUCUCCGCCUCCUCCUCGCCUUUCCUCCACGCCUCCGACGCCGCCACAGCGCCACCGGGUGGUUCCUCCCCCUCCUCCCCCAGCGUCUUCCCGCGAGGCUCCACCAUGCCUUCCCUCGCGCACCACCAUAGCCCCAUGGAUGAUGGGAGGAUGGGCGCGCUGAAGAGUAAUAAUGGCUUCCCGCCGGAGGAGACGGCGGAGGACGCCGCGGCGGCGGCCGCCGGUGCGUUUGUUGAGAAGGACGGGUUCUCGGUCGAGGACCUGCUGGACCUUGAGGAGUUCUGCGAGCCUGACAAGGAAAGUGCCGAGGACGUAGAGGCGCCGCCGCCUGCGGCCUCCGCCGCGGCCGAGGUGAAGUCGAACGAGGACUCCCAGCCGUUGUCGGUCGUGACUUACGAGCUCCCGCCGCCGCCACCGGAGAUUGUUGACCUUCCGGCGCAUGACGUCGAGGAGUUGGAGUGGGUCUCCCGCAUCAUGGACGACUCGCUCUCCGAGCUGCCGCCGCAGCCGCAGCCUUCCGCCGCGUUGGUGGCGUCCAUGGCGGCGCGGCCCCCGCUGGCGCAGCAGCGGCGGGCGCCGCUUGUGCACGACGGCGCGUACCGCGCGCUGCCGGCGGCGCCCGGCCCGCUGCGGACCCUGACCAUCUGCGCGCUGUCAACGGAGGCGCUGGUGCCGGUCAAGGCGAAGCGCAGCAAGCGGACGCGGGGCCCGGGGUGGUCGCUCUCUGGCGCCUCGUUCUUGUCCGACUCGGCCUCGUCCUCGUCGACCACCACCACCUCCUCGUGCUCCUCGUCAGGUUCGUUCUCGCCGUUCGUCCUCCUGGACUCGGUCCCGUUUGGCGGGCUGGAGCUGGGCGAGGGCUACUACAACCACUUCCUGCCGGCGCCGCCGUCCAAGAAGUCCAAGCACGCCGGCAGCAAGCACAAGCCCAAGAAGCGGGGGCGCAAGCCGAAGCAUCUUCCCCCGAACCCCUCCGCCGCCGGUGCGGCGGCCCAGCAGCCGGCGCCGGGCGACCGCCGCUGCAGCCAUUGCGGCGUGCAGAAGACCCCGCAGUGGCGCGCGGGGCCCGAGGGCGCCAAGACGCUGUGCAAUGCGUGCGGCGUCCGCUACAAGUCCGGGCGGCUGCUCCCGGAGUACCGCCCGGCGUGCAGCCCCACGUUCGUGAGCGACAUCCACUCCAACUCCCACCGCAAGGUGCUCGAGAUGCGCCGCAAGAAGGAGCCGGCCACCGCCGCCGCGCCGGCCGUCGCGUCGUUCUAGCUGCCCCUCUCUGGCAACAAGGAGGAGGCUGGCCACCAAGCAGCAGCGGUGGCUGUACAUUUUUUUUCCGGCCGUAGCCCUGUACCGUACCUGAAUUUCCCUCCCUUUUCCUCCUGCUAUGCUAGUAUCGUCGUCGUAGUGCCUUGGGUUAAUUAGAGUUUAGGAGCUUUCGAUUAGGUCUGGUUAGGUUUAGCUUUGGUUCCUGUUAGGGUUCUACUGCGACAGCAGCGGGCGCAGCACUAGCGCAGAACUUAAAUUUCUAGCAUUUCUAAAAAGGCAGCUUUUCUUUCUUCUUGCUUUCUC
Messenger RNA from Panicum virgatum (switchgrass), 1699 nucleotides. RefSeq names its product GATA transcription factor 6-like. The record is from RefSeq and is a predicted model, not a curated record. Gene Ontology annotation, biological process: regulation of DNA-templated transcription. Gene Ontology annotation, molecular function: sequence-specific DNA binding; zinc ion binding. The coding region runs from base 95 to 1396 and encodes 433 amino acids. The transcript has 3 exons. NCBI's taxonomy places the organism in Eukaryota, Viridiplantae, Streptophyta, Magnoliopsida, Poales, Poaceae.